AUGUCUAAUCAUAAUGAAGAACCAAUUUAUCAAACAGAAGAUGAAUGUAUUCAAAAUUUUUUUAUGAAAAAUCUUGAACAGUUAAAAUAUUAUAAAUUAUCAUUUUGUUGUAUCUCUAUUUUUUGUACUAAUAACUAUAAGGUAAAACAAGCUAAUAAUUGUAAAAAGAAUAUUCGUAAAGCUUAUCUACCUGCAGUUGAAACAUAUUUAACAUAUGAUUGUAUAAGAAAAUCAAAAGAUUUACAAGAAUUUAUAGUUAAAUUAAAAGAAUUAAAGAAUAUAUGUUCUGAGAAUUUUUUGUAUAAAUUAAUAGAAUUAAUCGAUAGUCUAUCUAAAUAUGAAAAAGAUGAAUAA
This is a messenger RNA of Scutellospora calospora, 354 nucleotides long. The record is from the annotation of a GenBank genome assembly. Lineage: Eukaryota; Fungi; Glomeromycota; Glomeromycetes; Diversisporales; Gigasporaceae.